AUUUCGAGUGUUUUCAAAAUGCAGCUAUAGCUGCAGGACAGUACCCUGCACGGUAUCCAGAUCGCCGUCAUUACGGGAGAAGAAUGUUUCCGCGCUUGGUACAGCGAUUACGCGACACUGGAAGUUUUCGUCGUCCUAAACGUCGCAGGCGUCGCAAUGGAAGGACCGAAGAAAACAUUAUCAAUGUCUUGGCUUACAUAGAAUUUGAUAGACAUGUAGGAACUAGAACAUUGUCUCUAGACUUAGGAAUAGCACGAACAACUGUUAGAAAUAUUUUGAAAGAUUAUAGAUUACAUCCUUACCACAUAGUCUUGCACCAGGCGCUAAAUGAACAAGAUUUCGGUAAUAGAUUAAAUUAUUGUCAAUGGAUGCUAGGCAUGCUUGAGGAAAACAUAAAUUUCUUAACGAAAAUUCUCUAGACCGACGAGGCUACCUUUAGUAGUGAUGGUAGAGUAAACCGUCAUAAUAUGCAUUAUUGGUCCGCUGAAAAUCCGCAUUGGUUAAGAGAAGUGCAGCACCAGGGACGCUGGAGC
This is a messenger RNA of Anoplophora glabripennis (Asian longhorned beetle), 533 nucleotides long. RefSeq lists its product as uncharacterized. The transcript is spliced from 2 exons. Bases 84 to 419 code for a protein of 111 amino acids. NCBI's taxonomy places the organism in Eukaryota, Metazoa, Arthropoda, Insecta, Coleoptera, Cerambycidae. The record is from RefSeq and is a predicted model, not a curated record.